AUGAAGCCAUCUGGAUUAGUUUUGCAAACCCUCCCACCCGAGAUCCUGAUAAACAUAUUUUCUCACUUAGAUGAAAAGGACUUGUUCACAUUGCAGGAACUUUCUACGCAUUUCCGGGACUUAAUUCACGAUGAAGAACUUUGGAAAAACCUUUUUAAGUCCAGGGUCCACACUACUCAUUUUCCCACCUAUUCUCAAUCUACGAAGUUUAGUGUGGAGUACAUUGAAAGAUCGCGGGGUCUUCAUCAUUGGCAGCAUAAUAAGGCUGUAAGAACUAAAUACACAAUAACUCCAACGAGAAACUGGGAUCAGCCCAGUAUAGAGCGCAUAGUGUUUGAUUAUCCACGACUGGCUGCUUAUAAUGAUGGUACCAUUACUAUCCUACAGUUACAAAAUCACAAGAGACAAAAAAAGUUCAAGAAAUUUAUUUAUAUCCCAUGUACGACCCCACAAGGGUGCUCUACCAUGGACUUCAAUAUCAAUGCUGCUGUUUUUGGUAGGUUUGAUGGAAGAGUAUUCGGGAAAUUGUUAAGCAACAAAUCUUACUUGACGCCCGUGAUGGAAUUUACGGGAAGGCAUAGUGCCGGUGUCACUGCUAUCUGUAAUUCAGAAUCCUGGGACACUUCCAGAGAAGACUGGUCUGUUAGCGGCUCUGAAAAUGGUGAAAUCAUUUGGUGGUGCGAAAACAAGCUUGUUAAAAUGUGGAAGAUUUCCAAUAGGAUGAUUUGGAAACUGGCUUUCUUCAAAGAUUGGACUCUAAUUAUGGAUGAUGAAAAACUUUACAUUAUCUAUCAAAUGCAGGAACUGCAUAGUAUUGACAUUCCUAGGGAUGCGGACGAACAACCUAUCAAAGUACGAUUCUUUAAGAUGGACUUUGGUUCCAUGACUUUGGUGCUUGCUGACUUCAAUAACGUCUAUGCGAUAUCAGUCAACCCUAAUGGUAACUUUGGCAAUUCAAGGAGGUUGGAGAUUCUGGAGCAAAUAUGCGCUGUUGAAAUAGACGAAAAAACUUCUCAAAGAGAGCAAAACUGGCAAUUUGCUGGUGAUGAUGGCUGCUAUAUCAGUCUUUUAACGACACAGAGUACACUCUACAUCAUCAACAUAAGGGAUCUGUCUGCGGUGAAUCUGAAAGUUCAAUGUAAAAUAAGUUUUGAUGAACAAGUUUAUGUAUCGCAGGUGACCAAUUUGGUUGUUGUGGUAGCAUUAUCAAAUGUUCUUCAAAUAUUGGACACGAUGACAGGUAAGUUGUUGAAGUCAGUAUUGAAGACGGACAAAUUUCCCGAAUUCUUGAAGGUGUCGCAGGAUAAAAUCAUUAUGGGAAGCGGUAACGUUUUAAACUAUUUAAUGUUUGUUUCAAGCGACUCAAAGAAACAUCAUCAUGCCAGUAAGGGCAAGAAUUCAUUAAGUAAUAAAUGGAAUGAAACUUUGAACACCGAGUUGCAGUAUUAUGACGAAGUUGAGGAUCUCAGAAGGAAGAGACAAUCGGAAAUGUCAAGAUUGAUUAAUGCUUAUGGUGGAGAUUUGGAACUUUUAGGUGAGACUGAUGAGGAAACCGACAUUCAACUGAGAAUCGCACUCUUAGAAUCGCAAGAGAUACAAGCACAAAAUGAGGAGGGAACAGGGGGGUAUUCUGGGGAUGAUGAAGAUGAACAAUUACGAAGAGCAUUGGAAGAAUCCCAAUUGAUACAUGAGGCACAGCUGAAUUGGUUCGCUAAUCAAAAUAAUAGUACAAAUGUUGGAAUAGUAGAUGAUGAUGAUGAUGACGAAUUUCUUAGGGCCAUCGAACAAUCAAGAUCGGAAGACGAAAGGAGGAGACAUCUUAGAAGCUAUAACAUAGAACGACGAAACGGGCCCUUGAGCGAUGAAGCUUUUACUACCGGUGGUGCUAAUUCAUCCGGGCAAGUCUCGGUUGAGAACGCCAUCGAUAGUACUGUUGGUGUCGAUACUGGUAAUAAUGUUGACGAUGACUUGCAAUUGGCCAUUGCGUUGUCAUUAAGUGAAAUCAACUGA
Saccharomyces mikatae IFO 1815 is the source of this 2010-nucleotide messenger RNA. RefSeq names its product SCF ubiquitin ligase complex subunit UFO1 (gene UFO1). Lineage: Eukaryota; Fungi; Ascomycota; Saccharomycetes; Saccharomycetales; Saccharomycetaceae. Gene Ontology annotation, cellular component: SCF ubiquitin ligase complex. The transcript has a single exon. The coding region runs from base 1 to 2010 and encodes 669 amino acids. Gene Ontology annotation, molecular function: protein binding. Gene Ontology annotation, biological process: SCF-dependent proteasomal ubiquitin-dependent protein catabolic process. The record is from RefSeq and is a predicted model, not a curated record.